UUUCGCAAUCAGCUGGGUGGUUGGUGAAGCGUGGAGGGUGCUGCUGUUGAUUAUGUGAAAAGUGGCUGGCUAGUACCGCGAAUCGAAAAGUAGUGUUGCAGUGUGUCGAAAAAGCUGCAUCUCAUCGUGAUUGAUGUGCUGGAAAUGUGCUAAUCUGAAAGCAAAUUAACAGGAAGUGUGUUGCCUCAAGAUGUCCCGCUGUAUGUUGAGCCCGCUGCGGUUCUACCGAACCGGAUCCGGUCUGCAGCACUUUCUGCCGAGCUUCGCCAGGGCUUGCCUGUUUUCUUCGCAGGCUGGUGGUGGUGGCGGGAACAAUAACAACAACGGGGGUAAAGGCUUCGUUCGGAAUACGACGAUUCUGGUGCAGCAAGGUUGCGACAUUCAGGAACUUCCGGUGGUCGUGCGGAAGAUUGCCGAGGAUGAGUUUGCAGCGUUCAUAUCGAACAAGGUUAUCGAUAGUCAACCACCACCGUUGGAAGGUGGUGCAGCGAGCUCUGAAUCGAAUGGCGCAGUUGAAAGCGAUGAUGCCAAUGCAAGUCAGGAUGAAAUCAAAAAGACAAUCGAAGAGUGUCUUACAGCGCAAGGAGUCUGCCUGGUUGUGGAAGCGCUGGGGGAGAAGGAAUUCACUCCGGACAUUGCCGUUCGAGCGAUUGAAAAGAUUCUGAAAAUUGAGAACUUGUUGGAGCUGAAGCAUCUGGAGAACAGAGAGGAAUUUGAAAAGAUUAUAAGCUGCAUCGUGUACCGAGGAGAUAAUCAGACGGUUUUGGAGGUUCUGGACGGACUAAGAAACUACAUGGAGCUUACGAAAACGAUCGACAUGUUAGGCAAUGAACUGGUCUAUCGUUGUUCGGAAACCAAGUUACAAAUCGAACAGUGCUGCGAGGCCAUCGAAAGCUUGACCCAGUGUCGGCGGUACGAGAUGGUGGAGAAGUUCUGGAGCGGAUUGGCCGACCAGGAGAAGCAGAUCGAUGAUAAGAACAUCCACAAAGUAUUUGCCAUUUUGCCGUACUUGAAAGUAAGCCGGAGGGCAGUGCUGAACGUCCUGGAGCGGAGAAUUCCAUCCGUGUGGUGGCAAAUGUCCCCCAGCAGCACGAUCGAUGUGCUGCAAUCGCUUGAAACUUGCAAACUGUCCCCGUUCAGGAUAACACAGACCCUAGCCCGGUGGUUGAAUACGAACAUUCAUGCCGUGAGCGAAGAUCAGCUGGAGGCUGUACUGGAAUCAUUUACAAAUUUGGGCUAUUCGGAAAACCAAAUCGAGAGGGCCGUCGAGCGAUUCGUAAAGAACAAGGGAGUCAAGAUUGUUUCGCAUAGUUUGAUCGUUACUAUUCUGAAACAUUGUCAGGCAUUCCGUCUGAGAAACUCUCACAUCCUGAAUGGUUGCAGCGAAUUUUUCAUAGCCCACCACCAAAACCUGGACCCUGGCUAUCUGCGAGCGAUUAUCUGUCCCUUCGGUUAUCUUGACUACCAGCCGGUGAACAGCGUCAAGUUCUGGGAAACCCUGGACAUGUAUUUGGAUCUCAACUUCACCAAAAUCCACCCAAUGGAAAUAAUCGACAUUAUGUUCAGCUACGUCUGCCUCGAGCGCUACCCUCUCAUGUUCGUGAAUCGAAUCUUCAACCCGUACUUCUUGGACGUGCUCCACGAUCGGACCCGUCCGGAGCGGCUCAAUCGAGUUCGAAGUCUGAUCAAGGUGUUCGAUACCAGUCUCACAUUGGAAUGUGCGGAUUAUGAUGGUCCGUUACUUCCCAGGGAUCACUCCGCCAAAACGUUAUUCCACGACGGACGAAUCAAACGGGUCGUGAACUACAUUACCCCAGAGCUGCAAAAACUAGCCGGCGGUCCGGAUUGCAUGACCAAAUUCACCAUUUUGCAACACCUUCCCGUACACGAGCUCUACCUAGUCGAUGCCAUCUUCCACCCGUGCGGUAUGGGAAACAUAUUCUCUCUGAACACCAUGAAGGAACGAAACAUCAACAUUGCCGUCCUGGUGCUACUGCCGGAGUUCUUCAACAGCACCGGAGAGCAUCUGAUCGGGUCGCAAGCCAUGCGAAUUCGACACCUGCGCCGGCUGGGUUUGCGAGUGGUUACACUACGAUUCGAUACCCUGUACAAAUUGAAGGUGCACCCGGCGGCACUGGAGAAGUACCUGGUCGAGCGGAUGAAGCAAGCUUUGGAUGCACUGCCGACUCCAAAGCGGACCAGUGGUGACGGUGGUGGUACUACAACCACUGAUCCCGAAGAUUAAUAACAAUUUCACUGCGAGCGAAACAAGACUGCAGUUUGGUACUUAGAGCAGAGUUAAUACACACACAUUUCAUUGUGAUACCUACUUAAGUUGUUAGAAACCCUACAAUAGCUAGCACAAAUUGACUGCUUAUUAAAGUAAUAAAUCCAUUGUGUCAUUUUACAGAUGUUACAAAACAAUCACGUGUAAUAGGAGUUUUGAACUGUUCAAAAUAAAUAGCAGCGUAUGACGGAA
Molecule: messenger RNA, 2479 nt
Organism: Aedes albopictus (Asian tiger mosquito)
Lineage: Eukaryota; Metazoa; Arthropoda; Insecta; Diptera; Culicidae
Product: FAST kinase domain-containing protein 3, mitochondrial
Exons: 2
Coding region: 191-2245 (684 amino acids)
Biological process (GO): regulation of mitochondrial mRNA stability
Source: RefSeq, a predicted model, not a curated record